Messenger RNA from Letharia lupina, 3108 nucleotides. RefSeq lists its product as uncharacterized. The coding region runs from base 1 to 3108 and encodes 1035 amino acids. The record is from RefSeq and is a predicted model, not a curated record. Gene Ontology annotation, molecular function: serine-type endopeptidase activity; protein binding. The transcript has 4 exons. Gene Ontology annotation, biological process: proteolysis. NCBI's taxonomy places the organism in Eukaryota, Fungi, Ascomycota, Lecanoromycetes, Lecanorales, Parmeliaceae.
AUGAUGUCGGCCUUUUUUAUGGAGAGUCCUAUUGAUACCGUCAAGGAGUCAGGCUUAGAGAGUGAGAACAGUUCUGAUGAGGAGGACACUCACUCUAUCUUCCAGGCUAUCAAAGAGAAGAUCGAUCGAAAUGAAGUCGAUUUGCGUGAUCGCGAGAAACUCGAAAAAUUCGCCCAUAAAUACGGAGACUACCUUGGAGAUAGUACCUCAGAAGAACACGACAAAAAAACACUUUUGCAUCUGCUUGUGGACGGAGCAACAGACCAGAAUUUUGACAAGUACGAACCGCUUGCGAAAUUUGUUAUCAGCAAUCACCCGAAUACUCUGAAAGAAAGCGACAGGGUCGACGAGACUUCCUUGUAUUGUGCCGUCUCGAAGAAACGCAACGAGCUCGUUCGACUCAUGUGUAACACGCACCCCGAUAUCAACAGUGUUCUCGAAAGAGUCUGCUCGAGCAAUAAAGAAACUUGCAUCCAUGCUGCGAUCCGUAAGAGUGUUACGCCAGAAAUUGCUGUUUUUCUUAUCAACAAGGCAAGUAAAGAAGUUCUCUGCCUUCAAGAUACUCAGGGCAAUACCCCGUUGCAUCUAGCAGUGGAAUACAAGCGCUGCACCAAGGAGCAGCUACAAGUCGUGGAGACACUUGCAAAGCGAUGUAAAGGGGCGAUGUACAAACGGAGCAAAGGUGAGGCAUGCCUUUCCCCGUACUUGUAUCAUAUGCGCACUCGUGCAGAGGCGCAGGCAGCUCCGGUCGUAACCGAGGUCGCAAAGGAGAAGAGAAAAGGCAACUCUCAGAGGAAGAUACACGACAUCAAUGUUGUCGAUAGGGAUAGUCUGAUAGGAAAAGAUGGCGAGGGCGGAAACCUCAAGACUAAUUAUACGGAGGAGUUGAAAGCCUUAGGCCCUUCCGUAGGCUUCAGCCGACAGAGAAAGCCUACUCUUGGAAAACCGCCAAUGAGUCCUCUUGGUGCAUUCAAUCAAACAUCGUCGAUGAGACAUGGACCUCUGAGUCCGUCUUUUGGCGUUCCCCGAAGUGGCGAGUGGACACAGGGAUCGGACGAACUUCCGAGAGACCGCAAGGAUGGCUAUUCGAGGACUCUCAGUCGACAAGACACAAUUUCGAAGAAAUCCGAGAAACCGAGGAAAAGGAAGAAGCAGGAAAAUAAUAGACUCCCAAAGGUCACAGAUGCAAGCGCAGACGCCGUGAAAGAUCUCCUGAUGUUGCACUGCAUGCGCACGAUGAAGACUGAGGAUGCGGAGGAUUUUCUCUACGGCAAGGACCAAGGGAAAGAAAUUUGUUUCGAUUUGUGCGACCAACUUUCUUUAGAAAUUACUGAAGACCAGAUCUACCAAGGCUUCGCCCCUCUGGAAUUUGAGAGCGUCUUGCAGUAUGUCGCUUUCCCAAAUCUGCAAAUUAAAAAGAAUUCCCCCCGUCCUCAGAGAGGAACGUCCGUCAGACGAGGCGGCAACGGCCGCGAUGACAUGACGAUUCUGUUCGAGUUCCUCCGGACGAAGAGAGUCAAACGCAUCGUUCGUGUUAUUGUAGCCGAUAGAGAUAACAACGCACAUAGUGAUGCUGCGGUGGAGAUUGCUUUGAGAACCUUCAGCGUGGAAAUCUGGGACUGGCAGAAGUUCGAUAUAUGUACAGAGACAAUUGCGUUGGCCGCGCCAGAUGUGGAGGAGAUGCAUCUCUAUUGGAGUGGCAACAAUGCUGUCUUAUGGGGAUGGAGCGACAAGGAGGUCUUGAAGCGAAUGAAUUCGUUAAAGAAGAUAUAUUUGCAUACCACUCAGGGACUUGAAGCCGCCCACCGCACCCUGGAAAAUGUCUCCAAGUAUAAAGACCGCAUAGCAAUUCGUUGCCCUCAUGUCUCAAUCGAGUUGAUCGACGAAACUUCUCCCCAAAAGCAUGAAUCCAGCAAUACUCACACUAACGCAGAGCGGGAACAGCUUGAGAUUCGCCAUCGGUGGCUGAUAUGCAUGGACGACUUCGCCGACUUUAUGCGAAAUUUGCAGUAUCCUAGUACGUCCUAUAAACCGGUAAAAAUAGCGCUAAUAGAUGAUGGUGUUGACAUGAAAGAGGACGCUCUGCAUGGGAAAGUCCUCGGAGGAAGGAGCUUUUGUUUGAGGGACGAGCAGAAGAACUUGAAUAAGUCUUUCUAUUUGAAGAGCGGUGGACAUGGGACAGCCAUGGCAAGCUUGAUAUGCCGAGUAUGUCCACACGCAAAAUUGAUUGCGCUGAAAUUAGACGAGUACCUCGGCCAGAAUCUGGAGAGGCAAAUCACCGCGAAAAGUGCCGCGAAGGCCCUUCAAUAUGCUGUAGAGAGAGAGGCUGACAUCAUAUCCAUGUCUUGGACAAUCGAAAAGACAGAUGAAAACAAAUCCGAUAUCGAUGCUCUGGAGCAGGCGGUCCAAGACGCUGCAAACAAAGGAAUCCUGAUGUUUUGCGCGGCCAGCGACGGCGGUGCCCAGAGCGAUCGAAGUUUUCCCGCUAGGUCCCUAAAGGAAAAACUCUUCAAAAUUGGUGCGGCGACAGAAGAAGGCAGCAAAUGGAAAUGGGUUGGAAAUGCGACAAAUGUCGAUUUCAUCUUCCCAGGCCACAAAGUCGUUAAGGAACGCUAUAACGAGGAGGGCCCUAUACAAAGUUGCAACCUCUUGACAGGCUCGUCGGUAGCAACAGCCAUAGCAGCAGGUCUUGCGGCACUCAUCCUAGAUUGUGUCCAACGUGCUGCAUUGUACUACGAGAAGUUGCUUCAUGACCAGAGGACACUCAACUCAACCCGGCCACCAACCCAGAGGGACGGUUCAGAGAUCACAGAAAUUCCCCGUGAUCCCGAGGCGGACUUGAGAGCGCAACGGAGCAAGGUCGAGGUCGACGAAGCGAUCCAAAGAGCGGAGAAAGUGCUGCGGGAGGAUUACGACAACCUCAAGGGUCAUGACAAGAUGUAUGAGGCAUUUCGCAAAAUCGGAUUGACAGAAAACAGGUAUGUCAAGGUGUGGGAUGUCUUCCAAAAGGCGCACAUAGAAGCUGUGGGAAAGACGCCGGAAGAUAAAAAUGAGAUAUUGUCCCGAAUUGCGCAGCGUCUGAAAGGAGGAGGUUUUCAAGAUCAGUAG